UGGAAAUCAGCUAUGCGGAUCGGUCCGCAGGUGGCGUUGAAGCGCCUCGUACGCAUCAAAAAGCAACCAACGAAGUUUCACUCACCUCCAUUUCUCUGAUCUCAAAGGCUGGGUAAAGAGUUUGAUUGUACUAAUUCUGUCUGGUUGCAACGGACAAAACUAAGUCGUGUGGCUACCGCCGAGCCCUCGGACCAAGCCUGGUCUGCGGCCCUUACACAGACAAAGUCUAAUGUCGUAACUAUACCUGGACGACACCUUUUUUGACUCUUGACACAGGGCUGCCGGGAUCACUGAUAUUAUUAUCUGGAGCCGGGGCUCGUCUGGAGAAAAAAAAAGGAAAAUAUGCUGCGCAAAGUAUUAGCGCCAUCGGUCGAUUGUUUUGAUGGCAAUCGAGCUCAUGUGCGGAAGGCUGCCACCUUGUUUCGGCCUCAGGCUGCGGACCUAUCGAUAUCAUAUUCACACGAAGGCUGCCACCCCCGUUCAGGAUAUAAAAGCAUCCUCCUACCCCUUCUUUUUUUUUCUCACUCCUGUACACCCACUCCCAACACUCUUUACUAUCCCCUCACACUCCCUCAUCAUGUUCAAAGGUGCAGCAAUCGUUCUCCUCCUCACCUUGACAUCCUUUGUCACGGCUGCAAUCAGCCUCCCCCAUGGUGAACGUCCUCUGCACCGCCGUAGUGGCUGGGUCCGUCGUGCCCAGGAAGAGCGUCAAUUGUCCCAUGGUCAUCAAGACCACUCCUCCGCCGGAGGCUUCUCGCCAGCCAUUGGUGCAGUUGUGCAGACUACUACCACCAGCACAUCUGAUGCCACUGCGGACACUACGGACACUACGCAGACUACGGAAACUACUCAGGCCACCACGACUACGACCACUUCAGCGUCAUCGUCCACUAACUCCGCUUCCAGUAUCGUCGCGGCCACGUCGUCGAGCCCAAACACCGGAGAGAUCACCUACUACAGCACUGGUUUAGGUGCUUGCGGUGAAACAAGCAGUGACACUGACCGCAUUGUUGCGCUCUCCGAAGAUCUCUUUGACGCCUACACCACGGAUGGCAACACGAACGACAACACCUUGUGUGGCAAAACUAUCCACAUCGAAUAUGGCUCAAGCUCCACUGACGUGACCGUGGUGGACCGAUGCACUGGAUGCUCAAUCACAGACCUGGAUCUAUCCCCCACCGCGUUUACCGACUUGGCCGAUGAGAGUGAAGGUCGUCUAACCGGCGCCACAUGGUAUUUCUCGUCUUAAAACUAUACCCCUCGUUACAGUUCUAGAAGAUUAAAGUAGCUUAUCGGAUUGGUCUACUGGAUAGGUCACCACUGUUAUUUAGGGCCUGGCGCCGUUGGUAUUAUCCGACCUGUUGUACUACUUGUACUGGUUUAAAUGUUAUCG
Messenger RNA from Guyanagaster necrorhizus, 1393 nucleotides. RefSeq lists its product as uncharacterized. The transcript is spliced from 7 exons. The record is from RefSeq and is a predicted model, not a curated record. Lineage: Eukaryota; Fungi; Basidiomycota; Agaricomycetes; Agaricales; Physalacriaceae. Bases 383 to 1249 code for a protein of 288 amino acids.